This is a messenger RNA of Acomys russatus (golden spiny mouse), 1818 nucleotides long. It is a transcript of the gene Fam114a2, whose product is annotated as family with sequence similarity 114 member A2. Bases 88 to 1626 code for a protein of 512 amino acids. The record is from RefSeq and is a predicted model, not a curated record. The transcript is spliced from 14 exons. NCBI's taxonomy places the organism in Eukaryota, Metazoa, Chordata, Mammalia, Rodentia, Muridae.
AAAACAUUAAGCAAAUAGUUUAUAGCAAAGAAGCCAGCAUCAGUAGAUUGUUGUUGGGCUUUUGUUUUAGCAGGUAAUGUUCUAGUCAUGUCGGAUAAAGAUGCUACAGAGACUCCAGAGGUAACUGAAGCAGCACCACUCCCCACAGAUGGGAACUGUGAGCCAGCGGAGAAGCCAGAGAGUGAAUCUCAGCCUGUAGCGUCCACACGGAAAAGACCAGAGAUCAAACCUUCCAGUGACCUCGAGGCUUCCGAACCUCUUCCUGAUCAUCUUCCUGCUCAGGAGACUGUUUCUAAAGAUGCAACCCAGACUGGAUGGGGUUAUUGGGGCAGUUGGGGCAAGUCCCUCCUCUCUUCAGCCUCAGCUACAGUAGCUACAGUAGGACAAGGCAUUUCAAAUGUCAUUGAAAAGGCAGAGACUUCUCUUGGGAUUCCUAGACCCACUGAGAUUUCAACUGAAGUCAAGCAAGCGGCAGGAGAAACCAGUGCGAGUAGGAAGGAGAGCUCACCAGUGGCUGGGCCUUUUGGAAUGUUCUCAACCAUCUCAACAGCUGUGCAGAGCACGGGCAAGAGUGUUAUCAGUGGGGGUUUGGAUGCCUUGGAAUUCAUUGGGAAGAAGACAAUGGAUGUCAUAGCAGAAGGGGAUCCUGGAUUUAAAAGAACCAAGGGCCUGAUGAACCGGAAUUCUACAUUGUCACAGGUUUUACGAGAGGCGAAGGAUAAAGAAGAGCAGUGGCCCUCCAAUGAGGUAACCAUGGAAACAGACAAGAAAACUCAUUAUGGGCUACUCUUUGAUGAGUUUCAAGGCCUUUCACAUCUAGAAGCUCUGGAGAUGCUUUCUCGAGAAAGUGAAAUAAAGGUAAAAUCUAUCCUUAGUUCUCUGAGUGGAGAAGAAUUACAGGCAACAAGACUUGAGCUAGAGCAGCUCAAAGAAGCAUUUUCCCUAGCAGAGUUCUGUGAGGAGGAGGACGAGGAGGAGAGACAAGGGGAUGAAGAUUUUACCAAGGAGAUAACAGAACUGUUUGCUCAGCUUCACGUCUCUUCUAGACCAGAGAAACUUACCAGGGCAAGAAAUACAGCCUACGAGUGGAUCAGGACAUCCCAGGCUAAGCCAGUUGCAGAGAAAGAAGAAGGAGAAGAACAGUCGGAGGCAGAAAAUACUGAGGAAGCCAAAAAAAUUUUAAUAGAGGAUAUCCAUGCAUUUGCAAUCCGGAGCUUAGCAGAACUGACUGCCUGCUCAAUUGAACUGUUCCACAAAACAGCUGCAUUGAUUCUGCAUGGCCAGAGGCAGGAGGUGACAGCCUUAGAGAGGAGCCAGACGCUCUCCCAGAUGACAGUCAUGCUGUGUAAAGACCUGGGCUCUCUGUCUAAAGAAUUCACCACCUGCCUGACCACUGCUGGGUGCUGGGGAUCAUACCCAGGGACUAUUACACAUAAGGUCAGAGAGAAGGCGGAUGCUCUGAAUCCAUUAAUCACUGCAGUGUUCCUAGAGGCCUCCAACAGUGCCUCCUAUAUUCAAGAUGCCUUCCAACUCCUCCUGCCAGUGCUGCAGAUCUCUCUCAUCGAGAGCAAGACAGAGGCACCCAGGGGUGAACCACCAGCCCAGAGACCUCUGACAGAGCACUGAGGAUCAGAGAAGAGUCUGCCUGAGAUUGUGAUGGCUGAGAAGCCCGACUUUCCUCAGGGAAGCCCUGCAGCCAAGCGCGGUGUAUUCCUGACUGUGUGAAACCCAGGCAGGGCGCAGGCUCACAGGGAUGCUUGCUUCUCUACGUGGUUGAUGUACUUGGGUCCUCACACUGUUCUUCCCAGCCUUAUAAGU